AUGGGGUCGAAUAUUCCACAAGCAAUGCCCGAGAAUUGGGAAGGGAGGGACCAAAGACAAGUUCUAAUGUCCACGCGUGAGGUAGCAACACCCGGGAACAGACCUGGCCUUUUUGCGACCCUGCACGAUCGAGGGAAGGUGCCUAAGCAACCAGAUUUCUAUGACCCUUACUUUCCGCUCAAAUAUCUCGAGGUACCCAAAUCCGAUCAUAUUUAUAAAAGAGCCCACUACGGUCUACAAUCAGGGAUUCCCGAUGAGGUGGAUUUUGCAUUAUACCACCUUGUUCAGAUUUCGAAUCAACGAUGGGAUAAAUUCAAGUUUGAAGGUUUCCCUUUGCUUGCGGAGAACCUCAUGGCAAAGGCCCUGGAUAUUUCCCUUGUCACAACCGGAGUGAAGUGGGAGCUUCAGUAUGAUUUUCGGCAACCUGAUGAUCGCGUCAAUGUGUUGAACUCACUACACGGCACACGAGAUCUAUUGGAGAAAAUCAAACAAAUACCGGUUACAUUGCCGGAAGACACCCUCGAGACGUACGAAUUCAACCACCUUCUCCGCAACGUUAAAGAGGCGACCUUGGUUCUGCGGAACAUGGUCCUUUUGAAAGAGAAUGCGUACUAUGUGUCACGGUACGCGAAAGGCCUGCUCCGAGACUUCCUCGUCAUUAUGAUCAACAUGCCCAAUCAGCCUCGUCUCAACGAGAUCAAGAACGACGCUUUGGACAUUGCAGAGGAGGUCACCAAGUUUAUGAAGACCGAUCCGGAGGACCCACUUUGGAUCUCACUUCUCAAUUGUCUUGAGUCGCCAGAUCGCGCUCACGUGGUCCGCGCACUCUGGGCUCUCACUCAUUUCUCCACUGAACUAGACGAGCCAGAGGCGAACCGAGCAAUGGAACGGAUACCAAAGGAGACUUUGCAGCAGCUCUACUUUCACACUCUUCUCGACUUGGACAAAGAUAUUCUCAGUGGUGCACUGGACUUCUGGUACCAGUAUACACUUUCAUCCGAGAACGUUGAGACUUUGAUUGAGGUCUUCAACUUGCCUACCGUCUUCGUCCCUCGGAUGGCUGCAUUGUUAACGCACGAAGGCCGACCAAGCAAGAAGGAAACUGUGUUGCAAGAAGAAAAGGUGGCUCCCCCGCCGUCGGAUAUCCCUCGUGUGCCGCCCGAGCUCAUGAAAGAGCUGAUGGAGCUUUCGGAGCCUGAGCGGAGCUCGCGUUGGCUCCGGUGCUGCUUUGUUGAGGACCUCGAGUGUGAGAUCACCCAAAUUGCAUUGUGGCAGGCGUAUCAGAGCAGAUUUGCAGACCCUCGUCUUCCCGGUGGUGGUGUUCUCCCUGCGGCUGAAUUCAUCAAGAAUGUCAGUACCACUUUCACGAACGCGCAGGCUCAAGUGAUCAAUGGUCCUGGUGCAGCGACGAAAUUCAUCAUCAAAGGCAUUCGGCCGUUGGAGACCGCCUAUACCUUUGAGGGCUUUCCCUACGUUCACUGCAAGUGGGCGGACAACACGAAACCCAGCAAGGCGUGUCAGCGCGCUUUCAAGUCGCCGGCAGAACUUCGCCAUCAUGUCUUCACGGAACACAUGAGUCUCAAGCCUACUGAAACGCCGGGACACUACAAUCUGGAGAAGGCGGAGUCGCCGGUUCAUACCUGUCUUUGGGACAACUGCACGAAAUUCCGGUCGUCUGGUCCGAGUGCCAAUACUGCAAUGGUCGCCGGGCAUGUUUCAGCACAUUUGCCCGAGGAACGUGCCCCUGAUGCGGAGCCACCGACAUCCAAACGGGCGGUGCUCCAAGAGCGCAUCGUCCGCAAAUGGUACUACCUGGACACCCCAGUCAAUGAGCGGGGCGAGCCGUUCGGAGUGGCCUACAAGGCUGCAUUAGUAUUGCGCAACCUUGCCCGAAACCUACCUACGGGUAUUGCACCACAGUACAACGGGCUUUCGUGGAAGAAAGCCGUCUUCCUCAGCCAUCGUCCGAAGAUCGUCGAAGCAUGGGACCGUAACCGCUCAUUGCGUAAGGAGCUUACCGAGUUGAUCAUGGUAAUAGAGAAAGAGGAUUAUUACUGA
Molecule: messenger RNA, 2058 nt
Organism: Aspergillus viridinutans
Lineage: Eukaryota; Fungi; Ascomycota; Eurotiomycetes; Eurotiales; Aspergillaceae
Product: putative chromatin remodeling complex subunit (Rsc9)
Exons: 2
Coding region: 1-2058 (685 amino acids)
Biological process (GO): regulation of DNA-templated transcription
Molecular function (GO): DNA binding
Source: RefSeq, a predicted model, not a curated record